AUGAUUUCAUCCAAGAAGUCAAUUGAUCCAUCAGUAUAUAUUCUUUGCGAAGUUCGUCGGCCACCAUGUAUUAGUUCUGUUCGGAAAGUGAGGGCGGAUGGCUCAGAAAAUGAGAUUCGUCUACCUGGUUCAACCUUGAUCGGUCGUACUAAUGCUUGGCUUUUGAACAUUGGUUCAGAUCCAAAAAUUUAUCAGACAUUUGCCAAUUUACUUGAUCGAUAUCAUCUAUGUGCCAAGCAUUGUCAAAUCAGUGAUAUGGUACCCCUAUUGACAUCGGUUCAUCAACAUGCUCAAUGUCUUAUUCAUAUUGAUUUAUUAUUAUUGAAAGAAUGGCAUGAAAAAAAUAGAUUAGCUAUUGAGCAAUUCUUUUGUCAACGUUGGCCUUUUUUUCCAUUUGAAACUAAGUUUGAAAUUAUGAAAUUGAUCUCUAAACAUAUAAUUACGGUCAACGAUCUUAUCUUGGACGAACGAUUGGAAUUUAUAUUGGGCCAAAUAUCUUCAAGUACUCUGGCUGCUUGUGUUGAUAAAAUCAUCGAAUUUGCUCCACGUUGGCAACCUACCAGCGAAAAAACAAACGACGAAGACUGGAAUGAUGAUGAAGAAGAAGAAGAAGAAGACGACAAAGAGGGAACAGUAAAUGAUGAAUCAACACUAAGAACAUAUAUGUUGCCACCAUUAUAUUCAGCUACUGGCAAGCCUCUAAAUAAUGCCGGCUCAACUUCUGUAACCAUAAAUUUGUCUCGCAUUAAAUUAAAAGAUAUGUAUCCUACAAAUAAUGAUCAUAUCGGUUCUUUAAGUCGGUUGUUGUGUCUUGGGUUAUUCGAACUUCGUCGAAAACAUCAGCUGAAUCAGAUAACAUCCGUUUUUAUUACUCCAUCGACAAUUCAUUAUGAAGGACCACAUUGUGAGGAAGCUUGCGCUGUAACUCGUCACUUCUCUGAACUUCAAGAUUGUUUUCUACGUGUAAGCUUUCGUGAUGAAGAUGUAAAUAACUCGAUGGAUAUCUUAUAUAAGCAUAUACAAUCACUGAUGACUGAUGGUUUGAAUAUUUGUGGUCGAAAAUAUAAAAUUCUCGCUUUUUCGACAUCUCAACUUCGUGAACAUUCAUGUUGGAUGUUUCACCAACGACAUACCAGCAAUAUAUCUUGUGAAUCAAUUCGAGAAUGGAUGGGUGAUUUCCAGAAUAUACGUCCAGUAGCAAAGAUGGCUGCCAGGCUUGGUCAGUCAUUUUCAACAACUAUCAAAGGAAAAGAAUUAUCAAAAGAAUCAUACAUCGAAAUUGAUGAUGUGACAUCGCUGAUAGAUAGUAAAGCAUUAUAUACAGAUGGAAUAGGGAUCAUUGCUUCUUGGUUUGCCGAUGAACUUUCGAAGCAGAUGAAUCUCGACUCAACACCAUCAGCAUUUCAAAUUCGAUUCGCUGGAUAUAAAGGAAUGGUCUGUAUCAGUUUAGAGGACAAAAUUGCCAAUGAUUCAAAAAUUCGAGUAGCUCUUCGUCCUUCGAUGAAAAAAUUUGAUUCAGACAAUUGUUCUAUUGAUAUUGUUCGACCAUCUAACUUCUUAUUGAGUUAUCUCAAUCGUCAAAUCAUUCUUUUAUUAUCUUCUCAUCAUAUACCCAAUUCUGUUUUCCACCAUUUUCAAGAUGAAAUGCUUGACAAAUUGAUGUCCAUGAACACUAAUGUUGAACGCGCUAUCGAAACAUUGUGGAAAUUCAAUGGAAACAUGGGUGGCAAUGGAACUCAUAAAAUGAUGAUCGAAUAUUUAUCACGAUUUCAAUUCAAUACUGAACGUUUUGUUCAACAACUUCUGUUUCGUUUUCAAGCGUUUCAAUUGAAACAAUUACGAACCAAAGCGAGAAUUUUGAUCGAAAACGGUUGUGUUUUAUUCGGUGUGGCUGAUGAAAGUCGAACAUUAAAACAUGGACAAGUAUUUAUUCAAAUUUAUCGUAGUGAUACCGAUGAAACAAAAAUUAUUCAAGGUCCAGUCAUUGUCACGAGAAAUCCCUGUUUACAUCCAGGUGAUAUUCGUCGUUACGAAGCUGUUGAUAAUCUUCGGCUUCACAAACUGAAAAAUGUCAUUGUAUUUCCUAUGGAUGGUCCUAGAUCAAUGACAGCAGAGCUAGCUGGUGGUGAUUUGGAUGGUGAUAUAUUUUGGAUCACGUGGGAUUCACGUCUAAUCUUUACUGGAAAUUAUGAAGCAUUCUGUUAUAGUGAUCAGACACGACAAGCAAAUGAGUUGAAUGCGAACACAGCCAAACAGUCAUAUACUAUUGCCGAUGUUUGCCGUUUCUUUGUCGAAUACUUGAAAGCAGAUAAUCUAGGUAUUAUUGCUAAUUGGCAUUUGGCUUUAGCUGAUCUACACGGAGUUGAAUAUGAAAAAUGUAUACGUUUGGCUGCAAUGCACAGCAUUGCUGUGGAUUUUGUUAAAACCGGUCGUCGUCCACCCUCCUUAACUAAAGAUCUUCAGCCAGAAACUUAUCCUCAUUUUAUGGAGAAGAAAAGCAAACCAGAUCAUCUGUCAACUUCAGUUCUUGGCCAAUUAUACGAUGAAGUGAAAAACUUCAAAAUCAACUAUAAUCAAAACAAGAAUCCCAAUAAGAAACCAUUUCCUUAUCGAAGAUUAGUCAUUAAUGGUUACUUGUCUUACGUUGCUGAUGCUCGAAUGCUAAAAGAAGAAUACGAACGAGAAUGUGAGUAUUAA
Molecule: messenger RNA, 2697 nt
Organism: Rotaria sp. Silwood2
Lineage: Eukaryota; Metazoa; Rotifera; Eurotatoria; Philodinida; Philodinidae
Source: the annotation of a GenBank genome assembly